AUGGGUUUCACCGAUCUCCUCAGCGACGCCGGUCUGACUGUGCUCAACAGCUUCCUGACCACCCGUUCCUACAUUGUUGGAUACGCUCCCUCCCAGGCCGACGUUGUCACCUUCAAGGCCCUCAGCUCUGCUCCCUCCGCCGAGAAGUACCCCUAUGCCGCGCGGUGGUACAAGCACGUUGCCUCCUUCGAGGACGAGUUCGCCACUCUCCCUGGCGAUGCCACCAAGCCCUACACCGUCUACGGCCCUGAGGUCGCCGAGGUCACCCUGAACCCUGCCAAGGCCCCCGCGGCCGAGGAGGAUGAUGAUGACGUAGACCUGUUUGGCUCAGAUGACGAGGAGGAGGACGCCGAGGCUGUCAGAAUCCGCGAGGAGCGUCUGGCCGAGUACAAGAAGAAGAAGGAAGGCAAGACCAAGCCCGCUGCCAAGUCUGUCGUGACUCUGGAUGUCAAGCCCUGGGAUGAUGAGACCGACAUGAAGGCUCUCGAGGCUGCCGUUCGAGGAAUCGAGAAGGACGGUCUGGUCUGGGGUCUCUCCAAGCUGGUUCCGGUCGGUUUCGGUAUCAAGAAACUGCAGAUCACUCUGGUCAUCGAGGAUGACAAGAUCUCUCUUAGCGACCUCGAGGAGGAGAUCCAGGAGUUUGAGGACUAUGUCCAGUCUACUGAUGUUGUUGCUAUGCAGAAGCUAUAA
Messenger RNA from Phaeoacremonium minimum UCRPA7, 690 nucleotides. RefSeq names its product putative elongation factor 1-beta protein. The record is from RefSeq and is a predicted model, not a curated record. Lineage: Eukaryota; Fungi; Ascomycota; Sordariomycetes; Togniniales; Togniniaceae. Gene Ontology annotation, molecular function: translation elongation factor activity; guanyl-nucleotide exchange factor activity. Gene Ontology annotation, cellular component: cytosol; eukaryotic translation elongation factor 1 complex. Gene Ontology annotation, biological process: translational elongation. The transcript has 3 exons. Bases 1 to 690 code for a protein of 229 amino acids.